AUGGGCUCUAGUGCAGUCGAUCGCAACUUUACCAAGGCCAUCCCCAAGAUCGAGCUCCAUGCACACCUCAGCGGUAGUAUCAGUCGCCAGUGUCUGCACGAAAUAUGGCAACGCAAGAAAGAUCGCGACCCAGCCUUCUCGGUAGAGGAUCCCUUGAUCCUGAUGCCGCCAGGAAAGGUCGACUAUACUCUACAAACGUUUUUCGGUGUCUUUGGGAGAUCUAUAUAUCAGCUUUGCACCGACACUGAGAGCCUGGCAUACGCUACCAACUCCGUUCUUGAGGACUUUCUCCGCGAUGGAGUACGCUACCUGGAACUGCGCACGAUUCCUCGAGCAUCUCCGGACGGCUCCGUCACAAGAGAUGCGUACAUUACCACAGUGCUAGACACAGUGGAGAAGUUCCGAGCACGCAACCAAGAAAUGUCUGUCUUGUUGAUUCUGGCCCUUGACCGAUGCAACACCUCCGCCGCGGAAGCCAUAGAGAUCGUUGACUUGGCAAUCCAUAACAAGUCGCGCGGGGUUGUUGGAGUUGAUCUCUGCGGAAAUCCGACGCACGGAGACGUCACCAUCUACGGGGAUGCCUUUGCCCACGCCAAAGCCAAUGGUCUGGGACUCACGCUGCACUUUGCCGAGACCGCAACUUCGGCCUCGGCGGCAGAGCUAGCUACCCUGCUUUCUUUCCGUCCGGAUCGUCUAGGCCACGUCAUCCAUGUCCCUGAAGAUAUCAGGCGGGAAAUUGCGAGGCGGAAACUUGGUCUGGAACUGUGUAUGUCGUGUAAUGUCCAUGCACAAAUGAUCACUGGUGGGUUCCUUGAUCAUCAUUUUGGAUAUUGGCGGCAUGAGGACUGUCCGAUAGCGCUAUGUACCGACGAUGUGGGUUUCUUCUGCAGCCCCGUCUCUAAUGAGUACCUUUUGGCGGCAGAACACUUCGGCCUCGGUCGUGUGGAGCUGUGGGAGAUGUGCUUUAAGUCUGUAGAGGCGAUCUUUGGGGGAGAAUCCGAACAGCAAAGGCUCAAAAAUAUCCUUCUUGAGUUCAAGGAUAGCAGCUACUUCAGGUAG
This is a messenger RNA of Penicillium lagena, 1059 nucleotides long. RefSeq names its product putative adenosine deaminase. The record is from RefSeq and is a predicted model, not a curated record. The coding region runs from base 1 to 1059 and encodes 352 amino acids. Gene Ontology annotation, biological process: inosine biosynthetic process; adenosine catabolic process. The transcript is spliced from 4 exons. Gene Ontology annotation, molecular function: adenosine deaminase activity. NCBI's taxonomy places the organism in Eukaryota, Fungi, Ascomycota, Eurotiomycetes, Eurotiales, Aspergillaceae.